AUGGGUGAUAGUAACCAAAAACUUCAUGCUAUCAUGAUUUCAUUCCCUUUCCAAGGUCAUAUAACCCCUUUCGUGCACCUAGCAAUAAAGCUUGCUUCGAAGGGCUUCACCAUCACUUUCGUCCAUACCGAGUUUAUCCACCACCAGAUAACCAAAUCCCAGCCACACAAAACAAUUGAACCCCAAGUUUUUUCCGAAGCACGUAAAUCUGGUCUUGACAUCCGUUACACGACGAUUACCGACGGCCUUCCAUUGGAGUUCGACCGAUCUUCAAAUAUGAAGCAGUAUUGGGACUCCAUCAUGCAAGUUUUCCCGACCCACAUAGAUGAGUUCGUGAAUAACAUGGUUAAGUCACAUCCAUUGUCGGCCUUUUUCCUUGUCACUGACACUCUUUAUGCCUGGCCAGCAACAAUUGCCAAGAAGUAUAACUUUGUCAUUGUUUCAUUCUGGACGCAACCUGCCUUGAUUUUCACUUUAUACUAUCAUUUGGACCUUCUAAUAAAAAAUGGGCAUUUUGCCUCCAAUGAUAAUCGCAUGGACACAAUUGCUUACAUACCCGGGGUCAAAGCAAUAGAACCCAAGGACUUGACAUCAACUCUUCAGGAAACUGACACAACAACGCUGGUACACCGAGUAACUUUCAAAGCAUUUGAGGAGGUCAAGAAAGCAGAUAUUGUUAUAUGUAACACUGUGGAAGAACUUGAAUCUGAAACAAUCUCAGCUCUACAUCAGAAGUCGCCCAUCUAUGCAAUUGGGCCCAUUUUCCCUCCUCGCUUCACCAAAAGCACUGUGGGUACCAGCCUGAGGGCCGCGUCAGACUGCACUGAGUGGCUUAAUACCAGGCCUCAUGGGUCAGUUUUAUAUGUUGCAUUUGGUAGCCUGGUAAGUAUUAGUGAACAUGAUAUGGCGGAGAUAGCCCAUGGCCUUUUGCUUAGUGAAGCUAAUUUUAUUUGGGUGCUUCGACCUGGCACAAUAGGUUCGGAUGGUACUAAUAUCUUGCCUGUCGGAUUUGAAGAUUCAAUCAAAGAUCGAGGUAUGAUAGUGCCAUGGUGCAACCAGANUUUAAAGAGCAAUUUUAUAUGGACUUAA
Ilex paraguariensis (yerba mate) is the source of this 1089-nucleotide messenger RNA. NCBI's taxonomy places the organism in Eukaryota, Viridiplantae, Streptophyta, Magnoliopsida, Aquifoliales, Aquifoliaceae. The record is from the annotation of a GenBank genome assembly.